Messenger RNA from Alnus glutinosa, 1848 nucleotides. Its product is annotated as S-adenosyl-L-methionine-dependent uroporphyrinogen III methyltransferase, chloroplastic-like. Gene Ontology annotation, biological process: siroheme biosynthetic process. Bases 241 to 1347 code for a protein of 368 amino acids. NCBI's taxonomy places the organism in Eukaryota, Viridiplantae, Streptophyta, Magnoliopsida, Fagales, Betulaceae. The transcript has 5 exons. The record is from RefSeq and is a predicted model, not a curated record. Gene Ontology annotation, molecular function: uroporphyrin-III C-methyltransferase activity.
AUAAUAUGUAUAUAUAUUCGCUACAUGAGCUUGCUACACAGGGACACUCAUCCGUCUCCUGUGAGUCUCUUGUUAAUAAAAAAUCCCCCGGCAAGCAUUUCCCUUCCCAAAAGCACGUCCCUCUCAAAGCCCAGGAAGCCGGUUUGCCUCUUCAAGCUCCCCCAAACUCCCCAAGUCCGCGUCAAACCCAAUUUCAAGCCACAGUCUUUCCCUCCCUCUCUCAUUCAUUCAUAAACGGUUAUGGAUCUUGUCAUUAGGCUCCAAUCUUUCUCUCCUUUAUCUUCAAGCCAUUUCAGAAAACUCAAAACCGUAAACUUUCACCCCAUUUGUUCUUUAUACUAUAAUCCUUCUUCUUCGCCUUUUACUGAGAAACACUCUAUUGAGAGAUACCAAAGGGACGAAUGGCUCUACAACUACAAGAACCAAGUGGAGCAAAUUACAUCUUGCUCCUUUCCACCUGAUUCUGACUCGAUUAGGCAAGAUGACAUAGCACUGCAAUUGCCAGAGCUAAAGAAGCUGCUCCAGGUGCUGAGAGAGAAGAGAGAAAGUGAAGGAUGUGGUGGGGGGAAGUGUGGGCCAGGGGAUGUGUUCUUGGUGGGGACAGGGCCUGGGGACCCUGAACUGUUGACACUCAAGGCUGUGAGAGUGAUUCAGAGUGCUGAUUUGCUCUUGUAUGACCGGUUGGUGUCCAAUGAUGUGCUGAAUUUGGUUGGCCCUGAUGGUAGGCUUCUCUAUGUUGGCAAGACUGCUGGCUACCAUAGUAGAACCCAGGAGGAAAUACAUGAGUUGCUUCUGAGUUUUGCCGAAGCUGGAGCUACUGUUGUGAGACUUAAAGGAGGGGAUCCACUGGUGUUUGGGAGAGGUGGAGAAGAGAUGGAUUUUCUGCGACAGCAAGGGAUUCAAGUGAAAGUAAUUCCAGGUAUUACUGCUGCUUCUGGAAUAGCAGCUGAGCUAGGAAUUCCAUUAACUCAUCGAGGUGUGGCAAAUAGUGUGAGAUUUCUCACUGGGCACUCAAGGAAAGGAGGAGCAGAUCCUUUGUUUGUAGCAGAAAAUGCAGCUGAUAUUGAUUCAACUUUGGUGGUUUAUAUGGGCUUGUCAACCUUCCCCUCCAUUUCCCUAAAGUUAAUUCAUCAUGGUCUGCCCUCUAAUACACCGGCUGUUGCAGUUGAGCGAGGGACCACACUUCAACAACGCACAGUCUUUGCUGAACUUAAGGAUCUAGCUCAGCAAAUUACAUCGGCAGAGUUGGUAUCACCGACUCUGAUCAUCAUUGGAAAAGUUGUUGCGCUCUCACCUUUGUGGCCACUUUCCUUGAAAGAAGUAUCUUGUUUGGUAGAGGCUAAAUAGACAUAUUUGAGGCUCAGGAAUAGCAUUCGUGCUGUCACAAGGAUAAUUUUUGGCAAAUUUGAAAGUUCCAUUUGUGAUUAUGUUAAUCUGUGCGAUGGUGGGCAAUGAGUUAAAAGACUAAGUUGACUGCUACUUCUGGAUGGGGGCACAGCUUGUUUAGAUUUUGUUGCAAUGGUUAGUAUUAAGGUUGAGGAUUGAGGAACAUUGGUUUAUGAGCAGGUUGGCAUGCAAGAUUAUGUUUUAAUUCCUUGAUAGGGUCAAGUUAAGAUCCAUGUGGGAAGCAUGAUGGAGUUUGAAGUUCCCACAGUGAAGGUUCUAGGGGCCAUCAUCUCUUUUGCUUGCAAGCUUUCUCCCUAUUUAGCAUUUUUGGAUUCAACUCAAUGAAGACUAACUGCAAGAUGAUCAUUUUGGUAAUAAGUUAUUCUACCAUGAGCCUGAUUCUGCGAUGCAGAUAAACAUCAAGUUUUGUUUUAGUUCUUUCAAAUGAAUCGGUACUAUUUA